AUGAUGAUGAUGAUGAUGAUGAUGAUGAUGAUGAUGAUGAUGAUGAUGAUGAUGAUGAUGAUGAUGAUGAUGAUGAUGAUGAUGAUGAUGAUGAUGAUGAUGAUGAUGAUGAUGAUGAUGAUGAUGAUGAUGAUGAUGAUGAUGAUGAUGAUGAUGAUGAUGAUGAUGAUGAUGAUGAUGAUGAUGAUGAUGAUGAUGAUGAUGAUGAUGAUGAUGAUGAUGAUGAUGAUGAUGAUGAUGAUGAUGAUGAUGAUGAUGAUGAUGAUGAUGAUGAUGAUGAUGAUGAUGAUGAUGAUGAUGAUGAUGAUGAUGAUGAUGAUGAUGAUGAUGAUGAUGAUGAUGAUGAUGAUGAUGAUGAUGAUGAUGAUGAUGAUGAUGAUGAUGAUGAUGAUGAUGAUGAUGAUGAUGAUGAUGAUGAUGAUGAUGAUGAUGAUGAUGAUGAUGAUGAUGAUGAUGAUGAUGAUGAUGAUGAUGAUGAUGAUGAUGAUGAUGAUGAUGAUAUUUAGUUGA
Molecule: messenger RNA, 510 nt
Organism: Schistosoma mattheei
Lineage: Eukaryota; Metazoa; Platyhelminthes; Trematoda; Strigeidida; Schistosomatidae
Source: the annotation of a GenBank genome assembly